AGAAACGAAACUCAACUCUGUCUCUGUCAGCGUGAGCAGUAAAAUGGCUGAAGGUGGAGGCUUACUGGAUCAGGACCAGUUCAGCUGUCCGAUUUGUCUGGAUCUACUGAAGGAUCCGGUGGCUAUUCCCUGUGGACACAGUUACUGUAUGGGCUGUAUUAAGGGCUGCUGGGAUCAGGAUGAUCAUGCUGGUGUCUACAGCUGUCCCCAGUGCAGAGAGACUUUCACCCCAAGGCCUGUUUUGAGAAAAAACACCAUGCUGUCUGAAGUGGUGGAGAAACUGAAGAAAACAGGACUCCAAACUGUUCCUCCUGCUCACUGUUACGCUGGACCUGGAGACGUGGCGUGUGAUGUCUGCACUGGGAGAAAGCGCAAAGCUGUCAAGUCCUGUCUGGUGUGUCUGGCCUCUUACUGCGAAACUCACCUCCAGCCUCACUAUGAAUCUCCUGCCUUUAAGAAGCACAAACUGGUCAAAGCCACUGCAAAGCUGCAGGAGAAGAUCUGCUCUCAUCAUGACAAACUGCUGGAGGUUUACUGUCGUACCGAUCAGCAGUGUAUCUGUUAUCAGUGUGUGAUGGAUGAACACAAAGGCCAUGAUACAGUCUCAGCUGCAGCAGAAAGGACUGAGAAACAGAAGCAGCUGGGGGCGACACGGAAUAAUUUCCAGCAGAAAAUCCAGGAGAGAGAGAAGGAGCUGCAGGAUCUGAGACAGGCUGUGCAGUCACUCAAGCGCUCUGCGCAGGCAGCAGUGGAGGACAGCGAGAGGAUCUUUACUGAGCUGAUCCGCUCCAUUGAGAGAAGGCGCUCUGAGGUGAAAGAGCUGAUCAGAGAUCAGGAGAAGGCUGCAGUGAGUCGGACUGAAGCACUCCUGGAGCGACUGGAGCAGGAGAUUGCUGAGCUGAGGAGGAGAGACGCUGAGCUGGAGCAGCUUUCACACACAGAGGAUCACAUCCAUUUCCUCCAGAGCUGUCAGUCUCUCUCUGUCCCUCCUGGACCUGAAGACUUGCCCAGCAUCACUGUCAGUCCACACAUCUCUUUUGAGGCUGUGAGAAAAUUUGUCUCUGAACUAAAAGAGCAACUGGAGGAUUUCUGCAAGGUGGAACUGGUCAAAACUUCUGAAUCAGUGAAAGAAGCCCAUGCUGUAGAGCCCAGGACCAGAGAGGAUUUCUUAAAGUAUUCCUGUCAGCUCACACUGGACCCCAACACAGCGCAUAAAUGCCUCCAUCUGUCUGAGGGGAACAGAAAGGUGACCCGUGUGGGAGAGAUCCAGUCAUAUCCUGAUCAUCCAGAGAGAUUUGAGUGCCGGGCCCAAGUGCUGUGCAGAGAGGGUCUGUCUGGACGCUGUUACUGGGAGGCUGAGUGGAGUGGGGAUGGGGUUUCUAUAGCAGUGUUAUAUAAAGAGAUCAGCAGGAAAGGGCGGGGUCAUGACUGUCGUCUGGGAUUUAAUAACAAGUCCUGGAGUCUGCGCGGCUCUUCCGGCGGUUACACUUUCUGGCACAAUGCUGAGCGCACUGAAAUCCCUGUUCCCCCCUCCUCCAGAAUAGGAGUGUACCUGGAUCACAGGGCAGGAACUCUGUCCUUCUACAGCGUCUCUGACACAAUGACCCUCCUGCACAGAGUCCAGACCACAUUCACUCAGCCCCUCUAUCCUGCGUUUGGGGUAGAUGUUGGAUCUCCUGUAAAUCUGUGUGAUCUGGGAUGAGGGAGAUCAGCUGUAAUCAGAGUGAGAGAAAAAACACUGCAGUGAGGAAGAAAUACGUAAAUAAAAUGACGAAUACAUAAAUGAAAUAUAAAUGUUUGUGUAUUUUUAAAACUUUUGUGUAUUUUGGGAAGAAGGAUAGAGUUAUCAUGAGAAGAAAAAUCUGAUGAGAUUUAAAAGAAAAUAUUUGAAGUAUAAAAAUACAAGUGACCGGAGGGGUCAUCCCCAGCAUGUAUAUACACUACAUGGACGAAAGUAUGUAGACACCCAAACAUCUCAUUCAUAUGUGAUUUCUGAACAAACCAUGGACAUUAAUUAUGGAGUUGGACCCCCCCCUUCGCUGCUGUAACCGCCUACACUCUUCUGGGACGGGGACGGCUGUGUAGAGAGAGUCUCUCUGGACGCUGUUACUGGGUGUCAUGGUUCUGUUUUACUGUUUCUGUUUUUUCCUUGUUGGGCCGCCAGAUGGCGGAACUUCUGUUUUGUGUCCUGCUCAUUCCCCGGUUAAUUGUAUUA
Molecule: messenger RNA, 2215 nt
Organism: Anguilla anguilla (European eel)
Lineage: Eukaryota; Metazoa; Chordata; Actinopteri; Anguilliformes; Anguillidae
Product: tripartite motif-containing protein 16-like
Exons: 6
Coding region: 44-1702 (552 amino acids)
Molecular function (GO): zinc ion binding; protein binding
Source: RefSeq, a predicted model, not a curated record